Messenger RNA from Pararge aegeria (speckled wood butterfly), 651 nucleotides. RefSeq names its product cuticle protein 19.8 (gene Cpr66D). The transcript is spliced from 5 exons. The record is from RefSeq and is a predicted model, not a curated record. Lineage: Eukaryota; Metazoa; Arthropoda; Insecta; Lepidoptera; Nymphalidae. Gene Ontology annotation, cellular component: extracellular matrix. Bases 1 to 651 code for a protein of 216 amino acids.
AUGUUACGUCAGUGCAUUACGCUUGCGGUUUUGGGGUGUGCUUUCGCGACUCCUAUAGCUCAAUACCAACAUCAGCAACAGCAGGAUGAAGGCAUUCCUCCACAUCUACUGAGACAAUACAUCGGCGGAGGUCAGACUCAAGCGCAGCAUAUACCUCGACCUGCUCCUCAGCCUACACCAGCGCCCGCAAGACUUCCUUACAAUGUUCAAGAAGAACAGUACCAGCCCAGACCUCAGUACCAGCCGCAGCCACAGCCGCAACCUCAACAGCAAUACAGGCCCCAGCCACAGCGUGAGCCUGAAGACUAUGAUCCUCAUCCUUCCUACCAGUUUGGUUUCGAUGUGAGCGAUGACCAGUUCACCAACUACCAGAACCGCAAAGAGCAAAGAGAUGGUGAUGUCAUCAAGGGAUCAUACUCAGUCGUAGACAGUGACGGUUUUAUUAGGACUGUAACUUACACUGCUGAUCCUAAAGAAGGCUUCAAGGCUGAGGUUUCCCGUCAACCCACCGACAUCGUAGUCAAAUUCCCGACCCCAAAACCUCAACUUGCUCAGCCCCAGAUUCCUCAGCAACAGCAGGCGCACCAGCCUCAACUUCAACAACAGCAAAGACCACAACAAGCGAACCCACAAUACUACCGCUACGAAUAA